This is a messenger RNA of Oreochromis niloticus (Nile tilapia), 2319 nucleotides long. RefSeq names its product serine/arginine-rich splicing factor 6. NCBI's taxonomy places the organism in Eukaryota, Metazoa, Chordata, Actinopteri, Cichliformes, Cichlidae. Gene Ontology annotation, molecular function: mRNA binding. The coding region runs from base 112 to 1302 and encodes 396 amino acids. The transcript has 6 exons. The record is from RefSeq and is a predicted model, not a curated record. Gene Ontology annotation, cellular component: nucleus; cytoplasm.
GGAUUUGGCGAAACAGCCGACCGGUUGCUGGCGCAGAGCUAACGGUAGUAGCAUUCAGCAAUUUCGGAGCAGUGGAAAGGAACAGUCGAGAACCACUGUAGGCGAACCACAAUGCCUCGAGUUUAUAUCGGACGACUAAGCUAUCAUGUCCGCGAAAAAGAUAUUCAGCGUUUUUUCAGCGGCUAUGGGAAGCUAAUGGAGAUUGAUUUAAAAAACGGGUAUGGAUUCGUGGAGUUCGAAGAUAAUAGGGACGCCGACGACGCCGUUUACGAGCUAAACGGGAAGGAGCUGUGUGGGGAGCGGGUGAUCGUCGAGCAUGCCCGGGGCCCGCGACGAGACCGAGAUGGCUACGGUGGGGGUUACUGGGGUGGUGGGCGCAGUAGCGGUUACAGCAGCCGCAGCCGCUCUGGCAGGGACAAAUAUGGGCCGCCAGUCCGCACAGAGUACCGCCUCAUUGUCGAGAACUUAUCCAGCCGCUGUAGUUGGCAGGACCUCAAGGACUUCAUGCGUCAGGCAGGAGAGGUGACCUAUGCAGAUGCCCACAAGGAACGCACUAAUGAGGGAGUGAUUGAGUUCCGGACGUAUUCCGACAUGAAGAGGGCUCUGGACAAGCUGGAUGGUACUGACAUCAACGGGCGGAAAAUUCGCCUGGUGGAGGAUCGUCCUCGCAGACGUCGGUCUUACUCUGGCAGCCGCUCCAGAUCUCGCAGUCGUCGGCGCUCCCGCAGCAGGAGAAGCAGGAGCAGGAGCUCAAAGAGUCGCUCCAGAUCCCACUCGAGGUCUCGUUCCCGCAGCAAUAAGAGACGGCAUCAUUCCCGCUCCAGGUCUGAGAGAAAGUCUCGCUCCAAGUCAGGAGAACGCAAAUCACGUUCUCGCACUCGCAGGUCUCGUUCUAGAUCCAACAGAUCCAACAAAUCCAAAUCUCGUUCACGCUCUCGCAAAUCUCGGUCUCGCUCAGCCGAGCACAAGUCCAAGUCUCGUUCAAAGAGCCGCUCUAAGGUAAAGUCGGAGAGGGAUUCUCGUAGCCGAUCAAAGGAACGGUCUGCUGAGAAGAAGUCCCGCAGCCGCUCACCCUCUCCAGUAGAGAAUGGAAAAGAAGAGCAUGUGGCCAAAUCUGCCUCUCGCUCCCCGUCUCCACAGGAGGAAGAGUGCCGAUCCCAGUCCAGAGAAAAGCGCUCAGCCUCUCGCUCCAAGUCUCGCUCCAAGUCCCGAUCCAAGUCUCCCUCCAAGUCCCGUUCAAAGUCCCGUUCAAAGUCCCGCUCCAGGUCUCGCUCACGGUCUAGAUCAGCUUCUCAGGAUUAGUGGGUGUAGAGAGGGGAGAGGUUUUCUUAUUGUUUAGCUUGAUCAUUAUGCUGUACAUACUGAGCAAUGUUUAAUAACUGGUUUAUGCUUCUGAGGCCCCCCCCUUCAAAUGUACAUUUGUCUUUUAACUUGUUAAAGCAGGAGUUUAUUAGACCAUCAACCACAAUACAGCCAAUGCUUUUUGGACUUGUUUCAGAUUAUCUGCUCCCUAAAAAAAUAAAAAAAAAUAAAAUAAAAUUUAGAAUUUUGGAUUAAUGAAAAUAAUGGGUGCUGGGCUAUACAACUAUAGCCUGAGGAAGUUAAUGUCUCUGUAACUGGUGCCUGAUUUGGUAAAGUUUAGGUUUCUUACUGUUCUGCUUUCAUUUAAAGUUGUUUGUUUGGUCAGUGAAUAUUAAGUUGUCUAAAUGUUCUUUUAUUCAGUUUGCAGCAGUUUGUUUUGGUUGUUAGUCUGACAGUUUGCUGUCCUUGUCUCCAGGCCUCUUAUGUCUGAAGCAUCCAUCUUUGCUUGGUAAUUAUUUUGUGUUGUACUCAUUCAGCUCGCAUGAUUGUUGAAGAGUAGGCUCCAGGACUGGAGCAUUUGAGUUGUUGACCUGCGCAUUCAGUCGCGUUCUUCGACGAAUCAGUUUGUCUUCGUGUUAAACAAUGAGUAUUCAGGAUGUAAGAGCUUGUAGUGCAGAGCUGCUUAAUUUAAAGCUAAUGAGGGUUUGGACUUACGUUUGAAUAACUUGCAUUGUAGAUGGAUUAUUUUAACUACUUGUACAUAGAGUAAUCAGCACAAAGCAAUUGGUCCCUUUCAUCUUUUUGUAGCUUUUUGGGGGGAGGAGGUUUGUAACAUUAAGCAGGUGAUCUAUUAAGGGCCUUUAUUUUAGUUUUUGAUUUUCAGUUUGACUAGAGACUCCUUUGCAUUGUCCUGUUUUUCCUCAGAUUCUUCCAUUGCGCCGAUUGCUUCCCUGGUAAUGUUGUUUUCCCUCCCCAGCUUCAGAACAGACUGAAGGGUUUUGGACAGCCUUAUUUAAA